Molecule: messenger RNA, 1836 nt
Organism: Amoebophrya sp. A25
Lineage: Eukaryota; Dinophyceae; Syndiniales; Amoebophryaceae
Source: the annotation of a GenBank genome assembly
GACUCCUCGCGGAAACAGUAACAUUCCUAGUCCAGCUGCUAGUCCUCCAGCACCUAGUGCAACUAGUACAACAUCAAGGCCCUCCACCUCAAGCUCACCUACAACAAGAACAGGAGGAGUGGUUUCUAAAGGAUGCAUUGUGGCACUGUCGGUCGUGGGCGGUGGAAUACUAGUGGGUGUUGCGAUCGUGAUCCUCUGUCUCUGUUGGCAGAUCCAAAUGAGGAGAAGAGCUGCGGAAGAACUACAGUUAUGCUUUUCCUUCUGCUUGUUAAAUUGAUGUUUUACUUAAUCAUAAACACUUGAUGCACUUAGUUAAAAAAGAAAGAUACCCGGUUCGCUUUCCGUCAACUUUUCCCUACUGCCAGACUGUAAGUGAUCGUCUCAAUCUACUCUCACUCUCGUCUUAAACCAUUCAUCUCGGCUGUAGCUGCCAUUUCAUGGAUCGACUCAUGAUCGCCGUCGUCUUGUAAAUUUAUUUGCGCUAAGUCAACUAAGAACUGCACAAAGACGGCCAACGUUGUCGCCUCCUAGUCCUGGAAGUGCUCCGCUUGGCGGCUUUUCCAACUUCCUCGCUUUCUCUUGGUUUUCCUGUCUUUUGGUUUCGUUUCAUGUGAUUCCCCGCGCCCCUCCAGAGCCCACCGCGCCAGCCUGCCGAUGUGUGCUGGGGGAUUCUGGAGGGGCGCGGGGAUUUGGAGUGUGCCCGAGGUUCGUGGCUCGCAAUUGGGGGAGGGUUUUCCUGAAGGGAGCGCAGUAGGCGGCGAGUGUUCUGCGGAUUCGUAUCAUGCCCGGCAAGGUUGAACUUUGUCCGGAUUUUUGCCGUCCUUGGUUGGAUUUUCGCCAUUAAAUACCGACGACAAGGGGCAGGGAUAGGGGUAGAGGCGCUUGCUCUUGGCUUGCUUUAGGCUCCUGGCUGUUAUCGUUACAUACCGCAAGGGAUGAUAGAGAACAACAACAAACUCAAAGGCAAAGGGUACAUCAAUUGACAUGUAGUUGAACAAGCGAGCGGCCUUCUAGUACUCCUAUAUUUCUAUCACAAGAGUAGGUAGCCGAAAACUGGAGAUCAACAUUACUAUAUUAGAGAGUAGUAAGACUCAGCAAGUAGACGAAUCAGCAUUAUUAUAUUAAUAGACUUUAUUUAAUACUCCUAUUCCAAUUCACACUAUACUUCUAGUGCCAAGAGUAGCAGCAAGCAGUAGGUGUAGAGGGAUCAUUCAACACUACUUCUAUAUGAGACUGCUGACGAUCUUCUCUAAUAGAUAUACAACAAGAGCAGCGACAAGGACCGAAAGAACAGGAGGAUCAAAGGCAGCUAUUUCCUCGAAUUCCGAGUUUCGGGUUUGAAGAUUUGCAGCCUGAGCGAACCCAGCUAGGAUCCUCAGGCGAUCAUGAUUCGACAUCACCUAAGACCACUUACUAUAGUAUGCAACGAGCAGGACGUAGUAGUUUCGUGGACGCAACAACUGCGACCACUGCAGCGAUGAAAUCUCGUCAUCAAGAUCUUCAAACGAAAACUGUAUUAAACGAGAACGCUAGAAGGAGCAUCUUCGAGGACGAACACAAUCAGAUUUUUGAAGAAAUCGCAGCUUCCCUCAAUGUGCAUGUCGCCGGGAGGAAGACCACGGCGUCGAGAGUUCUUGAGGAGCACGAAGAUGCAGAGACCUCCGCGACGUCGAGGGUUCUUGAGGAGCACGAAGAUGUAGAGACCUCCGCGAUGUCGAGGGUUCUUGAGGAGCACGAGGAAGAACAAGCACUUCUUCUACAUGCAUCAUCCAGGAACACAGAAAUAGAUAGUACCAAUCUACUUGUUCCUGGGGGUGUACGUGUAAUUGGUAUAAG